Spizellomyces punctatus DAOM BR117 is the source of this 1895-nucleotide messenger RNA. Its product is annotated as ER oxidoreductin. Gene Ontology annotation, molecular function: FAD binding; protein-disulfide reductase activity; thiol oxidase activity. NCBI's taxonomy places the organism in Eukaryota, Fungi, Chytridiomycota, Chytridiomycetes, Spizellomycetales, Spizellomycetaceae. The transcript is spliced from 12 exons. Gene Ontology annotation, cellular component: endoplasmic reticulum; endoplasmic reticulum membrane. Gene Ontology annotation, biological process: protein folding in endoplasmic reticulum. Bases 93 to 1763 code for a protein of 556 amino acids. The record is from RefSeq and is a predicted model, not a curated record.
GGUGGAAUAAGCAGCUUUAUGCAUUAAGCAGUUUUUGGUCAUGAUUUGCACAUGGUUUUAGAGCUACCCCGCCCCAUAUACUUUCCUUGAAAAUGUUACUUCGAACAGCUACUGCCUGGACCUUGACCGCAGUUCUUGCGUGUAUACCGUUGGCACUGACUUCAGUCAAGUCGGAUAUAUCGCGCGAAAUUGACCAACUAUCGGCCUCAUUGGAAGACAAAGUGCAACCCUAUUGCAGUCCUUCAGGUCCCAUAAGCGAUGCCUGCUGUGAGUUUCGAACCAUCCAGAAAGUGAACAGUGAGCUUUCCCCGCUCUUGGCAGAGUUGGUGACUACCUCAUUUUUUAGAUAUUGGAAGACGAACCUUCACAAAGAUUGUCCGUUUUGGCAGGAGAAUCCACUUUGCAUUCUCCGUGACUGCUCCGUUGUCGAGGCUGAUGAGUCUGAAAUUCCCGAACACUGGAAGACCUCCGCUCUCUCCUCAGUUGACCAAUCCCCGUUAGAUAAUGGGUUUUCCCUAAUGUCUAAGAGCUGUCAGUGGUCAGAAGCCGAUUUUUGUGCGGUAGAGGAUGAUUUUUCCGCUGAGGGCUGUUACAUUAAUCUCCUCAAGAACCCGGAGCGCUUCACUGGAUACGGAGGAGAAUCAGCUGCACGGAUUUGGGGGGCUAUAUAUCGGGAAAACUGUUUCAACCUCUUUGAAAAUAACCUGGAGGGAACGUUGACCAAUAGAAGAAAGGAACUUGAAAAUACCUGCAUGGAAAAGAGGGUCUUUUAUCGACUCUUGUCGGGACUUCAUGCAUCCAUAUCAACGCAUAUUUGCGAUCAAUGGUUGGAUCGUAAGAGCGGAGAGUGGAUUCGUAAUCUCACAUGUUUUUCGGAUCGAGUCGGGAACCAUCCCGACCGAGUUCAGAACCUAUACUUCACAUAUACUAUGAUGGUCCGAGCUGUUGCGAAACUAGCGCCGUACUUGCGAAACCAUCAAGUUCACCAAUUCUGUACCGGUAGCGGAGCGGAUACGCAUAGGAUUGAGGAUCUUGUUGAACAAGUUGCUGACAAGGCUGUCGCAUGUGGACCGACGUUUGACGAAAAAACGCUUUUUGUGGAUUCGGGAUCCAUGCUUCUCAAAGAGGAAUUUAAGACGCAUUUUAGAAACAUUUCGCAGAUUAUGGAUUGUGUUGGGUGCGAGAAAUGUCGACUGUGGGGAAAGCUGCAAAUAUCAGGCUUAGGAACCGCCCUAAAGAUCCUUUUCUCAUAUGAUGACAAUCCAAUGCUCUACCGAUUAACACGCGGCGAAGUGGUAGCUCUGUUUAACACAUUGAACAGGCUUUCAGAGAGCGUGGCGGCCGUGGAUGAGUUUAGGGCCAUGCAUCAAAAGCAGGCCAAGGAGGACAAGGUGGCUGAACAAACGAAUGGUUCCGCAGGACCUGAUAAGAUAAAGGACACUCCCAAACUGGACACUGAGCUAAAAGACCAACUGCCACCACUCCCACUUCUCGACAUGUUCUCCUAUACGCGGCUAAGUGAUCCACGGCACUACUUGUCAUACACCAUUGGGUUCGUCAUCGUGGUGUUUGGUGUAGUACGCAUUAUACACCGGGCUUGGAAGCUAAACAAUGGAACGCUGAAGCUCCCGCCAGAAUAUGAAUAUGACGCGGAUGGGCACGUGGUGAAGAAAGAGGAAGCUGAAGUAGCAAAGUCUAGCUCUUCUGUGAAGCGUGUGGUAAAACUAGAAAAGAGGCGACUAGGGAAGCAGCAGAGAGAAUAGAGUAGAAUGGUUAGCGCUGACAUCUCCACCCAGCUUGACUAUCUGCUAGGAUCUCGGUCUUUGUCAAUUUUUUUUUGCCUUGCUGUAGCUCAAUUAUUUAAAAACAAAAACCUAGCACUCAUAUUUCAUCAA